ACCCUACCAGGGGCGUGAAGCCCCAGACAACUUAGCUCCUGGGAUCAUUGGGACACACAAAAUCGCUUCAACAUCCAGGGAGUUGUGAUUUACAGUUACAGUGGUUUACAAAAGUAAAUCCAUCUUUUCGGAAUAAACCCCUGUUGUGUUUAGAAACACUUAGCCCUUUCUAUUUUUCGACCUGUAGCUUCUAUCGACGGCUGCCUCUCCCGAACGUGAGGCGCAAGCCUUAGUUUGUCCAAGUGGACUUGCCGUACUACGUCCACUGCAGAGCUACUUCCGUAUACGUGUUGGUUAACCACAGACGCCUCCAGUAAUUCGCUAAAUAAUUCUUCUUCAGUCAGCACUGAACGGACUGCAGCCUCGAAACAGGACGUCCGUCACUUCUCUACUGGCCGAAGACGACAUAAGUUCAAUCUUCGUGUCCGGAUAAACUUGUCUCGGUGCACGCUGAAGUUUCCCCGAGCGCGUUUAGCUUAGCUUAGCUUAGUUUAUCUUAGCUUGCUAGCCGCUAACAAAGAGACGCGCGAUUGUUCGCGACACGUGGGUUCGCGGAGCUCGAGUGUGACUGAAAAGUAUUGCAAUGGUCGCAUAAAACAAAAUGUGCGGCAGAAGUGUGAAGGAAGAAGAGUACGGGGAGGACAUUUCUCGAGCGGAAGAGACCGAACAUCAACUCCUGGAGCCGCAAGCUCGGGAUUUGUUGCAGAGAGCAGACAUCAGUGGAGAAGAUCUUCGUCCUGAGCAGCAGGAGCCAGCGUGCUCCCACAUCGAAGAGGAGGAGCCAGAGCUUCCUCCUAUCAAAAAGGAAGAGGAGCCCAGGCCUCCACACAUUAAAGAGGAAGCGCCGGAGAAGGAGAUCAUCAAGCUUCCGUUGACUGUUAUUGUGAAGGGUGACGAAAGUGAUGGCGACCACUGUGGAGGACCACUAGCAGACGGCCUCUUCACACCACUGUCAGAUAGUGACGACAUCACAGUAUGCUCUUCCGAUUAUGAUGACGGUGAACACGCUAGAGGUGAAAUGACAUGUCACACUGACAACAAAUAUAUCCAGUGUUCUCAUUGUGACCAAACGUUUUACAACGAGUCAUUGUUGAAAAAACACACCAUGACACACACUGGAGAGAAACCUUUUGCCUGCUUUGUUUGCGGUAAAAGAUUCUCUUUAAAGACAAACUUAGCAACACACACAAGAACACACACUGGAGAAAAACCGUUUGCCUGCUUAGUUUGUGGGAAAAGAUUCUCCUUAAAGACAAAUUUAACAAGACACACAAGAACACACACUGGAGAAAAACCGUUUGCCUGCUUAGUUUGUGAGAAAAGCUACUCGAUAAAGGCAAAUUUAACAAGACACACAAGAACGCACACUGGAGAAAAGCCUUUCACCUGCUUAGUUUGUGAGAAAAGAUACUCUUUAAAGGCAACUUUAACAAGACACACAAUAACACACACUGGUGAAAAACCUUUUGCUUGCUUAGUUUGUGGGAAAAGAUUCACUCAGAAUGUAGAUUUAAGAAUGCACACCAGAACACACACUGGAGAAAAACCUUUUGCAUGCUCAUUUUGUGAUAAAAGAUUCUCUUUAAAGGCAAAUUUAAGAACGCACACAAGAACGCACACAGAAGAAAAACCUUUUGCCUGCUCAGUUUGUGGUAAAAGAUUCUCUCAAAAGAUCAAUUUAACAACCCACACAAGAGCACACACUGGAGAAAAAGCUUUUGCCUGCUCAGUUUGUGGCAAAAGAUUCACUCAGAAUGCAGAUUUAAAAACACACACAAGAACACACACUGGAGAAAAACCUUUUGCCUGCUCAAUUUGCAGUAAAAGAUUCUCUCGAAAGGCAACCUUAGCACGACACACAAUAACACACACUGGUGAGAAACCUUUGGCUUGCUUAGUUUGUGGGAAAAGAUUCACUCAGAAUGUAGAUUUAAGAAUACACGCAAGAACACACACUGGUGAGAAACCAUUCAGUUGUAGUGUGUGUGAUGAAAGAUUCUUUCGAAAGGAUCAGUUUAAGAGACACAAGUGUGCUGUUGGGAAGAGCAGCGGUCAAUGAACUGGUUUAAUAAACUGGAGAAACAGAGACUCGUUUCCUUUUUCCUGAAUCGCUAUAUACAGGUGGGGAUUUUAUAUUGUGGGCUUAGCCUGGAGACAUAAAAACACGAAAUCAAACAGAAAGAGCUAAACUGGUUUUCGAAAGCGUAACGGCGAGGCACUGCCGUAUUUAUCUUUUGGGAAGUGCACCUUUUUAAGGGUGCGGCCUAAAGAAC
Molecule: messenger RNA, 2273 nt
Organism: Phycodurus eques (leafy seadragon)
Lineage: Eukaryota; Metazoa; Chordata; Actinopteri; Syngnathiformes; Syngnathidae
Product: zinc finger protein OZF-like
Exons: 2
Coding region: 602-2059 (485 amino acids)
Source: RefSeq, a predicted model, not a curated record